ACAGACGAAUGGGAGGUGAAGAAUAAAACUCCAGAGAACGUUAUUCAAGUCCUUCGUGUGGGUCAGGCCCUGUUGAAGAUUAAAGAUCAGCAGGUUACUGUUGCUGAAAACUUUGUUGAAGACAUCAGUCUACAGCAUGCCAGAACUGAAAAAGAACUUCUUCAAAAAGUGUCCAGGCUGGAACAAGAACACAAGGUCCACAAGGCUCAGCAGUUCGGCACCGGGCCAGACAGCCGCUUCUUUAGGGAUGAAAUUCGUCAUCUCGAGGCCCAGCUGGAGCAAAGGGAGAAGGAGUUGAUCCAGCAAAGGAAAGAAAUGGGCAAGGAAAAGAAAACCAAUGAAGAGCUGACUGGGCGAUUAGAAGAGGCCACAGAGGAGGUGAAACUGCUGAAAAGAGAGGUACCAAACGUCACAUGA
This is a messenger RNA of Nematolebias whitei (Rio pearlfish), 417 nucleotides long. RefSeq names its product centrosomal protein of 290 kDa. Lineage: Eukaryota; Metazoa; Chordata; Actinopteri; Cyprinodontiformes; Rivulidae. The record is from RefSeq and is a predicted model, not a curated record.